UUUGAAACAUAUUUGGGCACCUUACCCUGUUUCACUUGUUUCGUGUUUUACUUGUUCGGCGGCGGAGGCAACGGUAGCAGAAGAAGGAUUGUGAGUGCGGUUCUGUCGCUGUGGACGGGGCCGGAGAUGGCGGAGUACAGUCAGACGGGUAUAUUAACGGCUCUGCUGCUGUUUACUGUGGUAACCGUGAGGGACAUUUAUGUGGGCCGCAGCAGCAUGACUCAACAGGACAGCACUGGACCCGACAUGCACACACCGAGACAGAACAAACACGCAUUCUACACGGGUCCGGUUCUCAAGUUCCAAUAUUGUAUAUCCUGAGGGUACAGUAAGGUGUUCCAGGAGUACUCCCGGUCCAUCAGCCAGCUGUACCCGGACAUCCGAAUUGAGGGAGAGAAUUACCCUCCCAAACCCAUCAACAAAUACGUUGGAAAUUUCAUCUCCUACUUCAAACUGCUUGCCAUCGCCUUGAUUGUGACUGGACAAAAUCCUUUCCAAAUGUUUGGAAUGGACACUCCUAGAAUAUGGUCCUGGGGACAAGAGAAUAAGAUUUUCUCCUGCCUCAUGGCAUUCUUCCUUAGUAACAUGUUGGAGACCCAUUUCCUCUCGACAGGGGCUUUUGAGAUUUCAUUGAAUGAUGUACCAAUUUGGUCCAAGUUGCAAUCAGGAUAUGUGCCCAACAUUCAGGAACUUUUCCAGAUCUUGGAUAACCACCUUAAAAUGAAUCAGGUCGACAAGAUGAACUUUCCCUCACCGUAGAGCUGUUGUUUUUGCCAAGAGACAGGUCGCCGGAGCUGUUUCUCUGGUCAGCGGGACUGUGGACUGUGCCAUAAUGAAGGCCUGUGCUGCAAACAGCAUGCUGUAAGCACAGGCUUGAUGCUCGGCCACCACACACACUCUUUCUGCCCAGCGACACACACCUUUGGAUCGACUACAUCUCUUCAGAGCAUAAAAACUACAUGCAUUCAUAGUAUGAAUGUCACGUGUGAGAUAAAGGCACUACAAUUAGUUUUAUCCUGAAGCUUGUAACAAACUCCGUUUGUAACAAGUGCUUUCAUCUGAAAUUGAAUGGAAUGUUCCAUCUUUCUCAAGGGCAACUGUGAUGUUUUCUUAACAUAGAUGUCUUUAAAUGACCUUUAACAUAAUUAUUUGUUUGCACUGGUGUAGACUGUACUGUACUCGGGGUAUUGGACUUUUUUUAAUUAGUGGGAAUGUGUGCAUACUGCGAAAACAUGCAGUUUUGUUAGUGAGCUAGAGCUUUUUUUAAUGCUUGAAACUGUACCUUUUUUUGUCCUGUUUGUGACAGGUUUGCAGGUUAUAUUCAUAAGUACAGCAUGUGCUUGUGGAGGGUAUUAAAGCCAGAUCUUCCUCUCUUCUGCUUAAACUUUAACUGUAUACAUUAGCACUGCCAGAGUAAUCUGUGGAAUCAGUGUAAUUUUUUAGAUUGUUGCAGUCAUCUUGAUGGUGUGAUUGAGUGUUGCAUAUCAGAAGAUGUGAAUGGAAUUUUCAAAGACUCCCUCUAUUUUUCCAGCUCUCUCCAUAUUGAUGUAAGCAAUGUACCCCUUAUAUUUUAGUGUACCUCUCUGUGGUUGGUAACAAAAGUGAUACUAAUAGUUGGGAUUAAGUUGCAUUGAGAGAGGAAGUUUUACUCUAUUUCACAGUGAUGUAAAAUAAAGAUUAAAAUAUUUAAAAACCUUA
Molecule: messenger RNA, 1698 nt
Organism: Labeo rohita (rohu)
Lineage: Eukaryota; Metazoa; Chordata; Actinopteri; Cypriniformes; Cyprinidae
Gene: selenot2
Product: selenoprotein T, 2
Exons: 6
Biological process (GO): cell redox homeostasis
Cellular component (GO): endoplasmic reticulum membrane
Molecular function (GO): thioredoxin-disulfide reductase (NADPH) activity
Source: RefSeq, a predicted model, not a curated record